Suillus bovinus is the source of this 675-nucleotide messenger RNA. RefSeq lists its product as uncharacterized. NCBI's taxonomy places the organism in Eukaryota, Fungi, Basidiomycota, Agaricomycetes, Boletales, Suillaceae. The coding region runs from base 139 to 528 and encodes 129 amino acids. The record is from RefSeq and is a predicted model, not a curated record. The transcript has a single exon.
GACCUGGACUGCCAUCACAUAUCGACUUCUUUCGAUCAUUCUGGCGCCCACAUACGCCCAUCAUCAUGACUUCCGUUUUUUUUUUCCUUCCAGGCGCCAAAAAAAAUUAACUCUGAUUUGGAUUACUACCGCGGGUUCAUGCACCAAGCUUUGUCGUUCAUCGCCGCCAUGAUUUAUCCAACUUCCCACUCGUUCUUUUUUUUUCAGUGCGACAGAGGAGUCAAGUUCGCAGAUCAUAUUCGUAUCAAUAACAUGAUGCCAUCAAAUUUCGAAGCUGCCAUCCUGGUCCAGAGCGCUAUCUUGAUUACUACCGAGGGUUCAUGCACCAAGCUUCGUGGCCGCCAUGAUUUCUCCAACGAGCAUAAUCGCAACAUCCAACUCAUUCUUUUUUGCCAGCGUGACAGAGGAAUCAAAUUCGCAGAUCGUAUUCGUAUCACUAACAUGAUACCAUCAGAUUUCCGAGAAGACGUCAUCCUGGUCCACAUCGCCACUGAUUUCUCUAAUGAGCAGAAUUUGCGACUUCAGUGAGUCAAAUGAUCAUUCCUUGUAUUCUAUCUGAAUCAUCACUCUUAUUCAUUUUUUUGGCGAUCCGCUCCAGUGUCUGAACGAGGAACAAAUUCUUGUUACAAAAUUUCAGUUCGAUAUGGCGUGCUAAUGGUUCUGAGCAAUCUCUGG